AUGUCUAAUGGUUAUGAAGAUCACAUGGCCGAAGAUUGCAGGGAUGAUAUUGGUAGAACAAAUUUAAUUGUGAACUACCUCCCUCAGAACAUGACGCAAGAUGAGUUACGGAGUCUAUUUAGCAGUAUUGGUGAAGUUGAAUCUGCAAAACUUAUUCGGGACAAAGUUGCAGGACACAGCUUAGGCUAUGGCUUUGUGAACUACGUUACUGCAAAAGAUGCUGAAAGAGCAAUAAACACACUGAAUGGCCUCAGACUUCAGUCAAAAACUAUCAAGGUUUCCUAUGCUCGUCCAAGUUCUGAAGUUAUCAAGGAUGCUAAUUUAUAUAUUAGUGGACUACCAAGGUCAAUGACACAAAAAGAUGUAGAAGAUAUGUUUUCACGUUUUGGACGCAUCAUCAACUCACGUGUACUUGUGGAUCAAACUACAGGUUUGUCCAGAGGGGUCGCAUUUAUCCGGUUUGACAAAAGGUCAGAAGCAGAAGAGGCAAUUACAAAUUUCAAUGGUCACAAACCCCCAGGUUCCUCCGAACCCAUUACAGUGAAGUUUGCAGCCAAUCCUAACCAGAACAAAAAUGUGGCACUGUUAUCGCAGCUGUGUCAUUCACCAGCUAGACGGUUUGGAGGGCCAGUGCAUCACCAGGCGCAAAGAUUCAGUAGUGUUUCCCUGUUGAACAUACUCUUUUUUUCUUUUUCUCCUCUGAGUUUAUUUGCUAGGUUCUCUCCUAUGGGUGUAGAUCACAUGAGUGGGCUUUCUGGUGUAAAUGUUCCAGGAAACGCAUCUUCUGGCUGGUGUAUCUUCAUCUACAACCUUGGUCAAGAUGCUGAUGAGGGAAUCCUCUGGCAGAUGUUUGGCCCCUUUGGUGCGGUUACCAAUGUGAAAGUUAUUCGAGAUUUCAACACCAACAAGUGCAAAGGUUUUGGUUUUGUGACCAUGACAAACUAUGAAGAAGCUGCAAUGGCCAUAGCAAGUCUUAAUGGCUACCGCCUGGGGGACAAAAUCUUACAGGUUUCCUUCAAAACCAACAAGUCCCACAAAUAACUUGCUCGUGCUUUUUGUAUGGAAUAGAUAAUUGAGUGACAGAAGUUGAAACAUUUUUGUUAGUGUAAAACUCAUUUUGCGCCAAUUUUCACAAGUGUUUGUCUUAGUCUAAAUGAGAAGUGAAAAAGGUUUUAUAUUCUGGGAUGCAACUGACAUGUUCAAAUGUUUGAAAUCCCACAAUGUUAGACCAAUUUUAAGUUUCUUUAAGUUAUUUCAUUUAAAACAUGUUAAAUCCCCUGAGAUCUUAAGUAGAUUGCAUUAACUAGACCCUCUGGAUGGUGGUAAAAUUCAAGCAUGCUUUCACUUAUGAGACUAACAUUUGUUCCAUUGAAUGUUGUCUGCAAAAAACUGGAAUUUUCUGAAAAAUAUCAGCCUGAAUUCAUUAAUUUUCUUGGGUUUUUUAUGUUGUUGUUUUUCCUACCCAUUCCCCUGACCUUCUCUACCCCAGACUCGGUAGUAUGGAAGGAAAGUUGAGAAAUACUAAUAUUUUAGUUGACAGUAAAUUGUUUGAUCAAUUAAUAUUCAUUACUACGUAUAUAGUUGAGGAUUAGGCUUUUUAAAGUCAAGGUCUUGUAAGUAGUAGCAUGCCAGCAUAACUUUUAACACCAUUGAUGAGGUAAGUUGCACAAUGAGCAGUGGCCAAGCUGUCAAAUUCAAAGGUUUUAGAAACAUUACUUUUAAAGCCCACUUUCUAAUAGGAAUGGACCAAAGAGUUUCAAAGAAACUCCGGGAAGAUUUCAGAGUCAAAAUGAAACUCCAAAAAGAGCGUGAAUAUAUGUUGCUACUUUAUCAAACUGAAUCUCUUCUGUCCAAAUACUUAAUGCAUGGUGCACUACUUACUGGUACAUUAUAAUGCAGCAAGAUACUUACGCAUUUUCAAAGAUCAUUAUAGUUUGAAUUCCUUUGGUAGUUCUAUUUUGUAAAGAAAAAACAGUUAUAAACAUUUGAGCAUUGUAUUUCUCGCAUCCCUUCUAAUGAGUGCUAGACUUUUCUAUUUUAAUAGGAUUUUGUUUUGACAACUAGCUUUACUUAUUGAACACUCAGCAGAAAAGUACUUACUACUUGCAAGUUAGAUAUUAACAAAAAAACCCUUUGAUUUGUAGAUUUAAAGAUUAAUCCCCCAAGUUUUCUGCAGACUGCCUUGAAACUUUGAGUUGUUCUGUUUGUUAAUUUUCUUUUGCUUUUUUGUGUUUUUUGUUUGUUUUUACUUUUGCAUUUAAGAACAUUAAAUUUGAUUUUGUUUUGC
Messenger RNA from Cariama cristata (Red-legged seriema), 2287 nucleotides. RefSeq names its product ELAV like RNA binding protein 1 (gene ELAVL1). The record is from RefSeq and is a predicted model, not a curated record. The coding region runs from base 1 to 1041 and encodes 346 amino acids. The transcript has 6 exons. Gene Ontology annotation, molecular function: RNA binding. Gene Ontology annotation, cellular component: ribonucleoprotein complex. Lineage: Eukaryota; Metazoa; Chordata; Aves; Cariamiformes; Cariamidae.